Messenger RNA from Hirsutella rhossiliensis, 327 nucleotides. RefSeq names its product VMA21-like domain-containing protein. Lineage: Eukaryota; Fungi; Ascomycota; Sordariomycetes; Hypocreales; Ophiocordycipitaceae. Gene Ontology annotation, cellular component: endoplasmic reticulum membrane. The record is from RefSeq and is a predicted model, not a curated record. Bases 1 to 327 code for a protein of 108 amino acids. The transcript is spliced from 3 exons. Gene Ontology annotation, biological process: vacuolar proton-transporting V-type ATPase complex assembly.
AUGGCGACGCGGCGAAUCAUCAGCUCCGAAAAGACCAUCCUCGAAAAGGACGACCACCCCCCCGAGGAAAAGUCAAACAUCUCCCCGGCAGUCCCCAAGCAUGUCAUCUUCAAACUCUUGGGCUUCACCCUGGCCAUGAUUGUCGUGCCCAUUGGCUCCUACUUCCUCACCGUCGACACAGUCUUCAAAGGCAACUCGUCAUACGCCGGGGCCUUGGCUGCGCUUCUAGCAAACGUUGUGCUGAUUGCCUAUGUCGUCGUGGCCAUGAACGAGGAUGAAUCCGAGAGAAAGGGGGCCAGCAAGAUGGAGAGCAGGAAAGACCGGUGA